GCUGACCGACGGACGAGCGAGCACACAGGCGGGCGGGCGGGACGGUGGGCUCCUCCUUCGCGCCGGGAAAGCAGCGUCCCCCUUGCGCCCUUUUGCAGCAGCCGGCUCCCGGUGGGGCUCCGCGGCGGAGGAUGGCGGAAAGCGAGUGCGAGACCCCCAGCACGCCCGGGGAGUUCGAGAGCAAGUACUUCGAGUACAACGGGGUGCGCCUGCCGCCCUUCUGCCGCGGGAAGAUGGAGGAGAUCGCCAAUUUCCCCGUGCGAGACAGCGACGUCUGGAUUGUUACCUACCCCAAGUCAGGCACAAGUUUAUUGCAGGAAGUGGUGUAUCUUGUGAGCCAAGGAGCAGAUCCUGAUGAAAUUGGAUUAAUGAACAUAGAUGAGCAGCUUCCAGUCUUAGAAUAUCCUCAGCCCGGUCUGGACAUUAUCAAGGAACUGACAUCUCCUCGCCUGAUCAAAAGCCACCUGCCGUAUCGCUUCUUGCCUUCUGACCUGCAUAGCGGCGAAUCCAAGAUCAUAUACAUGGCUCGUAAUCCCAAAGAUCUGGUCGUCUCUUAUUAUCAGUUUCAUCGCUCCCUGCGAACUAUGAGCUACAGAGGAACAUUUCAGGAGUUCUGUCGGAGGUUUAUGAACGAUAAGUUAGGUUAUGGUUCAUGGUUUGAACAUGUCCAGGAAUUUUGGCAGCACCAUAUGGAUUCCAAUGUGCUCUUUCUCAAAUAUGAAGAUAUGCACAAGGAUCUUGCAACCCUGGUCGAACAGCUAGCAAGGUUCUUGGGCAUCGCCUAUGACAAAGCACAGUUGGAAGCGAUGGUUGAACAUUGUCACCAGCUCAUUGAUCAGUGCUGCAAUGCUGAUGCCCUUUCAGUGGGCAGGGGUAGGUGUCAGACCCUUUGCAAACAUUCACAGGGGUGGGAUGGGUUUAAUGGUAAUCCACUUUUAUGACAUUUCCAGAGUGGACCGCGUAGCGGUUGUCCUUUUUUAAAACACUGAUUGGUUAGAGUAGUCUGAAGACAAAGAAUUGGGCUAUAAACCUGAACCAUGGUUCAGUCAAUCAGUCUGAAGCUAAAAAAAAUUAAAAGUAGAAAUUAGAGAGUAGAUGGGAAAAAGGUGAACUUACGGAUCAUGGAAAGCUAUCGUUCGGGAAGCCUUCAAGUCCUGCGGGCUUAGAAUUGUUUUUGUUUAAUUUUGAGGGAUUUAAAACAUGCAACUGUUAUCACCAGAAGAAUUAUAAUUUAGAGCUCUGAAUGGAUGGAUUUGUUCUCUUCCCAGCCUCAGCAACUUCAUGACUUCAAGUCCCAGAACCAGUGGUGGGAUUCAGCCAGGUUGGGCAAACCAGUAGUAAAAUUGCUAGCUGGCCCCUCCCUUCCCCUUCCGGGAGUCCCCACAUGACCCGUUUUCGCUCUCAGGAGGCUUCAGGGAGGCCUCCUAGGUCCAAAAUAGGGUGUGGGGGAGCAGCACGGCCCCCCCGCAGCCCGUUUUCACUCCCAGGAGGCUCCAGGGAGGCUUAGUUGGCUCAAAACGGGGCACAGGUAGUGGUGCGUCCCCCCCCGCGGCCCAUUUUUGCUCCCAGGGGGGUGCAGGAGGCCAAGUGUUGCCUGUCACAUCCCCUUGGUCAUGCCCACCCAGCUGGUCAUUAGGGCAGAGAACUAGUUGUUAAAUUAUUUGAAUCCCACCACCGCCCAGAACUCAAUAAAUCUUAAAAGCUGCCACGGUUAGGAAACACUGGCUUAGAUUAAAGAUACAGGGACAGAGGAAAAUGAGCAUCUAAUCCAGUGCUUCUCAACUUUGGCAACUUUUAAGAUGUGUGGACUGGAAUUCUGGGAGUUGAAGUCUUUUAAGUUGCCAAGACUGAGAAGCCAUGAUUCAAUUCCUUUGGCUGGAGAUGACCAGCUGAACGUUUUAUCUGCUGUUUGAUUAGAGGGCCACAGCGAACCCCUAGAUGUCUGGACGCUGCUUGGCAAAUUUGCGUUUCUCUUCUGCUUAAAAAUUUUAAAACUGUCCCUUCUCUUUUUUAUGGGAUCAGAGGACCUUGAUGUAUAAAAUCCAUUGAAAUGCUACUGUGUCCGUGUUUCAGGUAGCUAGAUCAGGAAAAAGAUGCCAUAAUGAAAAAGGCAGCUCUCAACUUACAACCAGUUGCUUAACAGCUGUUUGAAAUUAUGAUGAAUGCUGAACAGGUGCUUUAUUAUUACCCAUAAAGCACUUUAUGGACGUUUUAAAAUGUGCCAAUCCUCCGUUACAUGAACUGAAUUUCAGGCCCUCAGCAACCAGCUCACCUUUAUGACUGGUUGUAACAUCCCGUGGUCAUGUGACCAGAAUUGUUUUGUGUUAUUUGCUUCUAGCAGACAAAUGCCCAUUUGGAAGAAUGGGAUUGCACAAAUGAUCCUGGCAUCAGUAACAAUAGUACUUAAACUUAUAUACCGCUUCACGGUGCUUUACAUCCCUCUGUAAGCAGUUUAUAUAUUGCCCUCAACAAUCUGGGUCCUCAUUUUACCAACCUCAGAAGGAUGGAAGGCUGAGUCAGCCUUGAGCUGGGGGGAAUCGAACUGCUGGCAAUGGGCAGAAUUAGCCUGCAAUUCUGCAUUCUAGCCACUGUGCCACCAUGGCUCUCGGUGGUGGCGCAGUGGCAUUCUUAACCACAGUAGAUUUGCUUAACAACCACUGCAAAAAAUAUAAAAUUGGAUCUAGUCUCGAUGGUUCCUUGGCUGUUGAAGUAAAGAAUUAUGAUCGGAAAUAUGGUCCCAAUUGUGGUUGUAUGUGGAAGACUGCCUGCACAUUUCUUUACUGAUAUAGAGUGUAGUAACAGAAUCUUGAAAGUGACAGCAUUCUCCUCCCUCCUGGUUAUAUCAAAGUGAAUUUAUCUUGAUUUCUUUCUCACCCUUUCCUGUUUUUUUCUGGACUAAAUUGAUGAUUUCCUAACAACUGACACAUAUUUUCUUCCCCACACUGCCACAACUAGUUCGUGCCAGAGACCUCACUAUCAUAUUUACUUAUUUAUCGGUGCUCAGGAGCACCGUCAUUCGAAUGGUUAAGAUGCUGGGUUGGAGGUUAGCAAGCCCAUGUUUGAGACCUGCCUUGGGGCAGGGUUGAGCUCCCAUCCUUCACUCUAGCUCCUUGACGGGGGACAUAAAAGAAGCCCCCAACUGGGCAAUAUUGAUGUUACCAGCUAAUCCUUUCAACCCGGUAAAGCGCCUCAAUGCUCCUGAGACCAGUGCAAUUUAUUGGUGCAAAUUUGAAUUGCUUCAUCCUUGAAUUGUUUAAACUCGCAUUGAGCCAUUUUCCCAGAAUGUGAGAACUCUUUCAUAAAAGUUGAAACUUGGAACAACUGUUUUGAGAGGAAAAUAAGUUUGUGCAUCCUUAAUACUCUUGUUUGUUUUCCCCACUAACAUCUGUAACACUAGGUAACCAGAAAUAAUCCCCAUGAUGGUGUGCAGGAGUAAUCAUGGUUCCAGGAGUUUCCAUCUGGGAGCAAUGUACAUAUAAAAGGAGGCAGAGUUUUGACCCCACAUGGAUGAUCAUUCCCUUGACUUUUUUGAACGCUUCCCCUGCCAAUAGAUCUGCUUCUUUCCCUCAAAACCAAAGUUAACCAAAAUACAGAAUCGUUUUAGUUCUCCUUCAUUUGGUCCUGAGCACAUUAUAGGUAAAGGUAAAGGUUCCCCUCGCACAUAUGUGCUAGUCAUUCCUGACUCUAGGGGGCAGUGCUCAUCUAGGUUUCAAAGCCAAAGAGCCAGCACUGUCCGAAGACGUCUCCGUGGUCAUGUGGCUGGCUUGACUUAACGCCAAAGGCGCACGGAACGCUGUUACCUUCCCACCAAAGGUGGUCCCUAUUUUUUCUACUUGCAUUUUUUACCUGCUUUCAAACUGCUAGGUUGGCAGAAGCUGGGACAAGUUACGGGAGCUCACCCUGUUACGCGGCGCUAGGGAUUCGAACCGCCGAACUGCUGACCUUUCCAUCGACAAGCUCAGCGUCUUAGCCACUGAGCCACCGCGUCCUUUGAGCACAUUAUACUAACCUCAAAAUGAAUGCCAUAUAAGAAAGAUCCUCCCCCCCAGUAUUCAAAUCUAUUGCAUUCGUACAUUGCCUGCUUUUUCUGCACACUUUUCCUUCCUGUUUGAUUUUGUUCAUCUUUCUCACAUUUGUAACAAUUUUUUUUUCUUUUUUUCCCCAAAUGCAUCCUGAACACCAAGGUGUUUUUUUUUUCUUGCUGUUUCUCUAAAUGUGUUUCCAUGCUUUAAAAAACUGUGGACCGUUCAAACUUUUUAAUUUAGCUUAAUUUAAUUUGGUUUAUCACAAUGUACGUUUUCCUAUUUAUUUCACUUUGUUUUUGUUCAUUUUUAUUU
Molecule: messenger RNA, 4337 nt
Organism: Ahaetulla prasina
Lineage: Eukaryota; Metazoa; Chordata; Lepidosauria; Squamata; Colubridae
Gene: SULT4A1
Product: sulfotransferase family 4A member 1
Exons: 6
Coding region: 132-941 (269 amino acids)
Biological process (GO): sulfation
Cellular component (GO): cytoplasm
Molecular function (GO): sulfotransferase activity
Source: RefSeq, a predicted model, not a curated record